Molecule: messenger RNA, 1338 nt
Organism: Lachancea sp. 'fantastica'
Lineage: Eukaryota; Fungi; Ascomycota; Saccharomycetes; Saccharomycetales; Saccharomycetaceae
Source: the annotation of a GenBank genome assembly
AUGCAAGGAGCGGAGGAAGGCUCGCUUGGGUUCGGUAUGAAGGCUGCCACGGGCCCCAGGGCCUUUGAAGUGGAAGAGUCACCGAGAAUGGUGCGGAAACGCAAUACGAAAAAUCUGUUUUUGAGCAUCGAUAACUCACCCAAACAAAGGAUUGAGGCGCUGGACGCCUCAUGCGAGCUUACCAAUGAAAAUGAGGAACGACUGCGAAAAUCUCAGGAGCCCCGGGCCCCAGAAAGACGGCAACAUGCCGCCAGCGAUGCUCACAUAUUCUCCGUAUCUAAUGUGCUGAACGGCACGACGACGGCUGGUAAAGAAUCCAAAAUGGUCACAAACCGCUUGAAAAGAGGCAUGUCUCUGCCCCCACAGCUCAAGACUCGUUUCAUAGGGGUGCAGGGUGACCUGGCUUCGUCAUCGUCACCUAUAGCGACUCAGAGUUUGUCUUUGAGAUCUGAAGACGCGGUGCUGCAAAAUAGUGGUUUGCGUACGUGCCAUCGAGCCACGCGAUCUGUAUCUACGGUUAUGGAGGAGGAAGGCUGCAGCCUGAAAAAUGCAUACCCAGAUGGACCAUUGCUGGUUUAUGGUUCAUAUUUGUAUUUGUGCUCUGAGCCGUCUAUAACAGACCUCGAAGAUUUCGACGUGACGCUGAACGUUGCCCAGGAGGUUCCAGACCUCCGAUCGCUACUGCCUUUUGCCAAACAGAAAGAUUAUCACCACAUACCCUGGUCCCACACCUCGAAAACUUGUUCUGACCUGCCGCAACUAACACAGAUUAUACAUGAGGCUAUAGAGACCAAACGGAAGGUGCUGGUGCAUUGCCAAUGUGGCGUGUCUCGUUCUGCGUCGCUGAUCGUAGCGUACAUUAUGCGUUACGAGGAUCUCACCCUUCAUGACGCCUAUAACAAACUCAAGUCUGUGGCCAAAGACAUAAGCCCGAACAUGAGUUUGAUUUUUCAGCUUAUGGAGUGGCGCGAGGUUCUGAGCGCCCCUCACGUACAGCCUAUCAGUAUACUAGGAGCGGAGGGAGCGGCUCGUCCAAAGACUGCCAACCCGGUGUUUUCAGACCACCAAGAUGAGAAUGCGCACGACUCAACCAAAAUCACCCCCACGAGUCCCGACUGCUCUAAUCUUUCAACUGAAAAUACACCUUGCACUCCAAACGACUUUUUCGACUGCGACCGAGUGUCUUCUCACUCGUCCGUCAACGUUGAGGAUUCAGGCUCUAAUACACUAUUUUUGUCAGCUCCGAUGUCCGACUCUACACGCUACGCAUCAAUGUUUGAAACUUAUGCGUCCCCUCAUGUUGAAAUUGGAAACAAACAUCGCAGCGGCUGGUGCUGA